UUUUUAUUUUCGGUUCAGUUUACAGGAAUGACCUGCUUAUUGGUAGGAACCACAUGAAUUGUCGUUUUAAAACAUGGCUUUUUGGUGUCAGAAAGACAGUUAUAUGCAGGAGUUUGACACAUCUGUCGUGUCUUGCGUACCUGCGGAAUUAAAAUUAGAGAACAACGGGAAGAAAGAAAAAGUGAAAGGUUUUAAAGUGAAACUAAAAGACACCAUUCUGUUUCCAGAGGGAGGAGGACAGCCUGAUGAUCAUGGGACGAUCGGAGGUGUCUCUGUGCUGCGUGUAAUGAGACAGGGUCCUGAGGCAGUGCACUUCAUCAGCUCUGCUCUAGAGGAGGGACAGGAGGUCCACAUCAAGCUGGACUGGGAGCGACGGUUUGACCACAUGCAGCAGCAUUCAGGACAACACUUGAUCACAGCUUUAGCUGAUGCAAUGUUUGGAUACAAAACUACCUCUUGGGAGUUGGGCCGUCAGCGUAGCAGUAUAGAGCUGGACACAGCCACAGUGAAGCCUAUAGAGAUGGAGGCUUUAGAGGCAGCAGUGAAUGAGAAGAUUCGUGCACACGUUCCAGUCGCUGUUCACCUGCUGUCCAUUGAUGAUCCUGCUGUAGAGAAGGUGAGAAGUCGUGGUCUUCCUGACGAUCACGCUGGACCCAUCAGGAUCAUUGACAUUGAGGGUGUAGAUGCCAACAUGUGCUGUGGGACUCAUGUGUCCAACCUCAGUCACCUGCAGGUUAUUAAGAUUCUGGGAACUGAAAAAGGAAAAAAGAAUAAAACCAACCUGAUUUUCUUAGUGGGCAACAGGGUGCUAAAGCAUGCUGAGAAGAGUUACAACAUUGAAAAAUCUCUGACGUCCCUUCUUAAAACAGGGGCAGAUGAACAUGUCGAUGCAGUGGACAAACUACAGAAGACGGUAAAACGACUUCAGAAAUGUAAUCUUAGUAUCCUGAGGGAAAUGGCUGUUAUGAUUGCACAGAACUUCAAAAGCAAACUGGACAGAGGAAAAUUCUUCAGCUUACACAACAAAGAUGGUGAUAAUGAGUUCAUGAACAUCAUUGCAAAUGAAAUCGGAUUUCAGGACACAGUGAUCUUCCUGACAGUGGGUGAGGAGAAGGGUGCAGGACUGUUCCUUCUUGCAGGCCCUGAGAAUUUUGUAACUGAAUUUGGACCUCGGGUGUCAGAGCUGCUGCAGGGUAAAGGAGCUGGAAAGUCAGGACGUUACCAGGGUAAAGCCAACAGUCUGGCGAAGAGAGCAGAAGCAGAGGUGUUACUGCAGGAGCACAGCUGCAAUCUCACCGCAGGAGAGGAGUAAAGAACUGACCUGACACUUCCAACGCUGACUGACACACACAGGUGCAGUGAGACUGCUGAGCAAAUGGUCGAGUGAUGAUCCAGACUUAAGCAGACAAUUACUAAAUUGUGAUUCCACUCCACAGUGCUUGAAGCCUGAUAACUACAAUGAUCAGAGAUAACAUUACUUGAACGGUGGACUCUGUAGAGUUAAUUAAGUGUAUGAGAGAAGUAAUGUAGAUUAAUUGGAAAGGACAAAGAUAAAUCAUAAGGCUAUUCGUUACGAGAGGUUAUAAAUUGGUUUAUUGCUAUGUGUAUGAGUUUAACAUAAUCUUUUUUUUUUUGGGUCAGAAUUAAAUUAAAUUAUACCCCCCCCCAAUCAAUGUAUUUGAAAUUAUAUGAAUGAGAAAUCAAUACAGCAGCUGAAUGAGAAAUCAAUACAGCAGCUCAACUUCAGCUCCAGAUAUUAAAAAUAAAUUUGUAAAAAUGCUUGAAUAAAUUGGAAAUUGUGUGUGAUGUCUGUGGAUUGUACUUUGUGUCUAAGCAGUUAAAGGCAUAGGUCAACCAAAAAUUAGAAACCUGUCAAACUCUGAUUACUUUUUUUAAUUAUUAUGCCUCAAAUAAAAGGGUGUUUUGCAGUACAAAUAAACGUGCACUUUCAUUGAACAGAAAACAAUGGCUCGGAUAUUCUGCAAACAACAUGAGCACAAAUGGAAGUCGGCAUGUUGUUUCAGAGAGUUCCGGUACCCUAAGAUUGGCCUCAUUAUGCCGACUCACAGAUGAGUGUCAUCCUAUCAGACAUUUUUGCAUUGGCCCAAGUGUUUACCUUGCCCUGUCAAGUCAGCAGCGUGAGAGACCUGGGUUGAGAUCCCGCACUGAAACCAGGAUGUAAUUGCGUUCAUAUAAACACUGACAAGCAAGAUUUGGAGGUUGCAUUUUUCCCU
Xyrauchen texanus (razorback sucker) is the source of this 2234-nucleotide messenger RNA. It is a transcript of the gene aarsd1, whose product is annotated as alanyl-tRNA synthetase domain containing 1. Lineage: Eukaryota; Metazoa; Chordata; Actinopteri; Cypriniformes; Catostomidae. Gene Ontology annotation, biological process: regulation of translational fidelity; tRNA aminoacylation. The record is from RefSeq and is a predicted model, not a curated record. The coding region runs from base 74 to 1312 and encodes 412 amino acids. The transcript is spliced from 12 exons. Gene Ontology annotation, molecular function: aminoacyl-tRNA ligase activity; ATP binding; Ser-tRNA(Ala) deacylase activity.